AUGCGGGGUGUAUUGUCUGCGGAAGGCAGGUCUAUGUUCGGCUUAGUCGGCCUUGUACCCCUGCCGGUCGCCCCACCUGGAGCGUGUGGAGUGCCGCCGUUCCCUGGAUAUGGAUUACCCGCUCCCUCUGGGUCAGCUCCGUAUGGUGCAUAUGGAGCGCUUCCGUAUGGGUACGGGGCAGUUUCGCCUUCUGGGGUGGCACCACCCUCCGGGACAAUUCCCCUUGGGUCUCCGUUGGGAGCAUCCCCACCCAUUAGCCCAUCUUCAAUUUCCGGGUAUCUCCCGCCGGCGGGGGCGUCGCCAGCGGGGGCGUCGCCAGCGGGGGCGGGGCAGGAGUUGAUUGGGGAUGACAUUCUGGGUGAGUUGAGCGGUGGUGGUCGAGAGGUAUCGUUUGACAAAGAGAUCGUGAGCCCAUGGGGCAAUGUCUAUAACCCGAUGACCACCAAGACGGAGGCGGAUGAGUGGGAGAACAUCGACCGCAUUCUUGACUCACUUACUGCGGGCGGGCCGGGAUUUGGCGGCCCCGCAGCGCAUAGCCCCAGUGCCCAGGUAAUUCUACCGGAGACUGCAGAGGACAUACACCUGUCUCGGAAAAUCCUGAGCAACUACGCAGAACAAGUGGAGAAGUCCUUACGGAACAGCUCAUCGCCUCGGACGGCUGCAUCCGCUGGCAUUCAGAUAGCACCGCCCCGAAACUUCAAUCUGAUCGAUGAAGAACAUGCGGCCACGUGA
Molecule: messenger RNA, 732 nt
Organism: Gregarina niphandrodes
Lineage: Eukaryota; Apicomplexa; Conoidasida; Eugregarinorida; Gregarinidae
Exons: 1
Coding region: 1-732 (243 amino acids)
Source: RefSeq, a predicted model, not a curated record